UUGAAGUUGUCGUCCAUCUCUGGUUUCCCAGUUCUCUCCAUCAAAUUGCAUACACAAUCGCAGCGCAGCACGCUUUUCUGAUUCCAAUCGUGGAAGAAGAUUUAUUAAGAUGGGAGAAGAGACGGCUCUCUACAUGGUGGUUGAUGUUGACUCAUCAGAGUAUCGUUACGUCGUCUACCGCAUAGAGAUGGAUACCAUCUCCCGCAGCCCAACUAGUACUAUGCCGGCUCUGCCAGAGCCGGCGCUCGUUUUGGGAAGAGAAUUCCCCGCUGGUAUGGCUUUUUUCUCUUUCGGAUCCAGAAUUUACAUGCUUGGUUCCCGAAGUAGAAAGGCACCGUCUCGUAGGGUCGUCAUAUACGAUACUGUUUCUGGUCAUUUGGGAGUUACAAAUCAACAUAUGCAUACUCCAAAGUACGGACCCAUCGUCAUUCAGCCUGUGAAGCCCUUUGAUGACAGGGUUUUUGUUCUCAGUCGAGAUUUGUGCGGUCAUGAUUUAGAGGUUUUCUACCCGGAUGGUGACGACUCAGGUUGGACAUUUAUCGGUGCUCCCUCCUGCUUCAUUUUGAAACCGUUUGUUUGUGUUAGAUGUCAUGCAACUGUAUUGGACGGGUUUAUUCUCUUAAUCAACACCAAUGUCGUGUUUUACUAUAACAUCCCGAAGAAAAUCUGGAGGAUCGUAACCGAGUCAUCGCCCAAUUUCUCCUUCCUACAACCUAGUGUGUUUGCUAAUGACAUUUCUAUGUGGUUUUACUAUUGUGAUGAUUACCUGUGCGGUUAUCAUGUUGACUCCAACAUGGAGGAGAUGUUCAAAAUUGGGGAAUUGCCCCUCCUGUACUUCAAUCAUCGUGAACCCCCUCCUCUUUCUGACUUAAGGAAUGAUCUCCUUUAUUUGGGGGAUUUGAUGUUUUGCAUGGUGCGGACAGGGUGUGACGGCGAUGCUGGUGAUUGGUGUGGCCAUGAUCCCGCUCCCCGCAUUCAAGCGACUGUAAUUGUAUUUCAAGUGGAUCCCUCUGCCAAUGCCAUCUUAGAGGAGCGUUCAACGACUUAUGAUAUUGACGUACUCGAUGCCAGUGUUUGUGCUUGCUUUGUCAUAUAAAUUAAUAUGGUUUACUUCUUCAAUUCAGCUUAACUUUUGGUAAGUGCUUUGAUUGACUUAACCCUCCAACUUUUGUGUAGUGCUAGGAUGGGUGGAUUUUCAUGUUUAAUUUGAGCUUGACUAUGUGUACAUCUUGUAUUGUUCACUUAUUUGGAUAAAACUACUGCACAUUACAUAUGCUGUAAGAUACUAAGUUUACGACU
Cornus florida is the source of this 1299-nucleotide messenger RNA. RefSeq lists its product as uncharacterized. NCBI's taxonomy places the organism in Eukaryota, Viridiplantae, Streptophyta, Magnoliopsida, Cornales, Cornaceae. The record is from RefSeq and is a predicted model, not a curated record. The coding region runs from base 110 to 1096 and encodes 328 amino acids. Gene Ontology annotation, molecular function: protein binding. The transcript has 2 exons.